Molecule: messenger RNA, 2149 nt
Organism: Rhopilema esculentum
Lineage: Eukaryota; Metazoa; Cnidaria; Scyphozoa; Rhizostomeae; Rhizostomatidae
Source: RefSeq, a predicted model, not a curated record
CCUCAAAUGGCGCCGAUUCGCAGAUUGAUUCGUUGCUCCUAGCUGGAAGGUAGUACCGUCAUCGCUCAGUCACCUUAUUUCGUUCGCCCUUAUUGAAAUUUCUUCGUAGUGUCAAAAUGGCUCGUACAAAGCAAACUGCAAGGAAAUCAACUGGAGGAAAAGCUCCUCGCAAACAACUGGCCACCAAGGCUGCACGAAAGAGUGCCCCAGCAACUGGAGGUGUAAAAAAGCCACACAGAUACAGGCCCGGAACAGUUGCUCUGAGAGAAAUUCGUAGAUACCAGAAGUCGACCGAGUUGUUGAUCAGGAAGCUGCCCUUCCAAAGGCUCGUCCGAGAAAUUGCCCAAGACUUCAAGACAGAUCUGCGCUUUCAGAGCUCGGCGGUGAUGGCCCUCCAAGAGGCAUCUGAAGCUUACCUAGUUGGACUGUUUGAAGACACCAACUUGUGCGCCAUUCAUGCCAAACGUGUUACCAUUAUGUCAAAGGACAUACAACUGGCCAGAAGGAUUCGUGGAGAGAGAGCUUAAUUCAACAAGCAAAUUUCAUCUUUGUCGAUGAAUUCUUUGAAAAAAACGGUUUUUUUAAAAACCACCAUAGACACCAGAGAUUAUAUUUCCCCAACCAUAAUACACACGACAUGGUCGACUCAGAUCAGUUCAGUUCAUAUCUACAUGUACUUUUAAAACUAACAUGUAAUAUUAAGUUACAUUGGUACAUGCAAAUAAAUUACAUUAGUAGUUUACUUACAAAUAAUUUACAUUUACAAAUAAUUUAAUCUACUGGUAGUUACGUUGUCACAAACUACCAGUAGUUAGUUGGUCAUGUACUCUGUAGAAUGGGAAAAAUGAAUCACUUUUUUAUAGUGCUAGACUGAAUUCAAGAGCAUACAAUUUAUAUCAUGUGCACAAUAUUUUCAAUUUGUGCUAAGCCCACAAUGUAAUACAUAUGUAUGUAUUUAAAAUGUUGAGGUCACAAUAAAUAUGACAUAUCAUUUACUCUAUCUUAUUCUGAAUUUAAAAACCAUUAGGAAUUAUUAUACAACUGCUGGCAAAUUUAUUUCAUGACAAUCUUUUUAGUCACCAAAUAUAUGGUUUUUUCAGUCUUACCAAAAUACCCCAAUUUAUUGUGGGUUUGCCCCAAAUGUUCAGCCACUGCAAGUGUCAGUAUUGGAUUUCAACAUGUGUAAGGGAAAAACAUUAGUUAUAAAGUAUCAUUUGCUCAUUUCCAGGCAAUUUUUAUUACAGUGUGCCAAUCAUAGAAAUCUUAGCUACAUCAACCAUUAAAUGUUUACAUUGUAUGACACACUCCUAUACUCUCUACUUGAUUCAUAUCACAAUCAACCUCAAAAUUUCAGCAAUUUAGGGCACUGAACAUAUUGCUUGUAUUCAAAAAAUAAACUCUGAUUGUAAAAGUAAGCUUUAAAAUUUUCUUCAAAAGCAACCCAACAGGUAACCACAAGCUGGCUUCACAAGAAUAGACUAAAUCUUCAAUCAACAUGCUUAUGAUUAAGGUCAUUACCCAUCAAGAACCCCUUCUGUCUAACAAUUCUUGAUAUAAGUUUGGCUGCAAAGAGGGCAAUUGUUAUUUCAGUUUUAAUUUCUCUAGACAGUGUAAGAUAAGAUGAUAAAUUCGAUUUCUGCUAACCUACAUGAUACUGUGUAUUUUCAACUUUGUUCUCAAUAUAAUUUACUAAUAAUGAAAUGAUGAAUCCUUAGAUCUACUUUGUAAAUAUUGAAGCUUGCAUACUUCAUCACCAAAAAUAUUUGAUAUAUUCAUGUGUUGUCUUUAUUCUUUUUUAUGCUGAUCAUAGUCACAUAGCACAUCAAGGACCUAUACUGUCAAACUAGUCUUGAAAUUUCUUUGGAUGUAAACUGGCAAUUGUUAUUACAAUUGGCAUUCUUAAAAGCUACUAAUAAUACUGUAAAAAUAUGAGUUGCUCCAGACUUUGCAGAAAAAAUGUGUAUCUUCUGCUAAUUUUAUGAUAGUGUACAGUGGCAAUUGUGCUUUCAAAAUAGUUUACUAUGCACAUAACUUUAGCUGAAAUGAUAAAUCCUGCUACCUAUUUUGUAAAUCAUUUUGAUGAAGGUACAUCAUAAAGAAAAAAGUGACAAAUGCAGGUGACUGUGGGCCCACCAGCCUUGAAAACUCU